UAAUUCUUAACUGAAUUGAGAAUAAGUAGCUUGGACUUAGAUAAAGUAAAACAACAAAGAUUUAGGUGCCAAUUAUUAAGCUAUAAUUGUUGUGCAAAUCAAGAUCACAAAAAAAUCUUCCUUACUCUUAAAAGCAAUAUUAUUAUCAGAAAAAUCUUAGUAUUAGAAUCAAUGGUUUUCUGCCAUUGUCACAACUAUAUAUGGUGUAUAAUCAGCCCAACCUUCAUACUAUUCUGUCUUUCAUUGCAUACCUAUCAUUACUUAUCACCAUAUUCAAACACAGUGAAAGAAACAAUCCGUCUCGUACCGGUAAUUAAUCAGGAAAGGACAGGGAAGAGAUUAGUCAGUGUACAGGAAGAUCCGUGCUCAGGCCGUUACAUUUACAUGCAUGAUCUUCCUGCAAGGUUCAACCAUGACUUAGUAACAAAAUGUAAUACACUUAGCCAAUGGUUCGAUUUCUGCCCUUAUGUUAAAAAUGAAGGUUUUGGGCCUCGGCUUAAUGAGUUAAGUUGGUAUGCUACUAACCAGUUUAUGUUAUCAGUGAUAUUCUAUAAUAGGAUGAAGAAGUAUGAAUGCUUAACUACUAGUUCUUUUAUAGCAUCAGCAAUCUAUGCACCGUUUUUCCCUGGAUUAGAAGUAGGCCGGUUUCUUUGGGGCGGGUUUAACUCAUCAGUUAAGGAUGUUGCAGCCCUUGAUUUUGCUACAUGGCUAAGGAGAAAACCGGAGUGGAACAGGAUGCUUGGUAAGGAUCAUUUCUUUGUAGCAGGAAGAAUUACUUGGGACUUUAGGAGGCUAAGAGACGCAAACUCUAAGGCAUGGGGUAAUGUACUCUUAAACUUGCCUGAAGCCAAAAACAUGACAAUGCUAACCAUUGAGUCGAGCCCUUAUGGCAGCAAUGACUUUGCAAUCCCAUAUCCGACCUAUUUCCAUCCUUCGAGUGACAGAGAGGUGAUUGAGUGGCAGCAACGCGUGAGGAAGUCACCACGAAGGAAAUACCUCUUUGCAUUUGGUGGAGCUCCUCGCCCCAAUAUGACAGGAUCGGUCAGAGGAGAGUUGAUUAGUCAGUGUAAAAACGCGAUAAGCAAUAGCUGCAGGUUGCUUAAUUGUUUGCAUAAAGAUGAUCUUUGUAACAGUCCAAAGAAUGUUAUCAGGACAUACAUGAAGUCUGAUUUCUGCCUGCAACCUCCUGGGGACUCAUACACGAGAAAAUCUACUUUUGAUUCGAUCUUAGCUGGGUGUAUCCCGGUAUUUUUCCAUCCAGGAUCAGCUUACAUUCAGUACUUGUGGCAUUUUCCUAAGAAUUACACAAAGUAUUCUGUAUUCAUACCAAUAGAUGGGAUUAAAAAUGGGACUGUUAAUGUUAGGGAGCUACUGUCAAAAAUUCCUGACAAUGAAGCUGUUGCUUUAAGAGAAGAGGUAAUAAGGUUGAUCCCAAGAAUUAUUUACGCGCAAAAUAAGUUGGAAACAAUUGAGGACGCAUUUGAUGUAUCUGUUAAAAUGGUACUGAGGAGGAUUGAAGAAGCUAGGAUAAGGUUUCGAGAAGGGAAAGAGGAGUCAAGAAAGAAGUAUUAUUUCACAGGAAAAGGCGAAGAUCAUGAAUGGGAUUCUUAUUUCUGAAGCAAGCAGAAUUUGCAGAAAUAAUGCCAAAUUUCAAAGUUAUAAUUGUG
Messenger RNA from Chenopodium quinoa (quinoa), 1667 nucleotides. RefSeq names its product probable xyloglucan galactosyltransferase GT11. Bases 172 to 1617 code for a protein of 481 amino acids. The transcript has a single exon. Gene Ontology annotation, molecular function: glycosyltransferase activity. The record is from RefSeq and is a predicted model, not a curated record. Lineage: Eukaryota; Viridiplantae; Streptophyta; Magnoliopsida; Caryophyllales; Amaranthaceae.